Eruca vesicaria subsp. sativa (arugula) is the source of this 249-nucleotide messenger RNA. The record is from the annotation of a GenBank genome assembly. NCBI's taxonomy places the organism in Eukaryota, Viridiplantae, Streptophyta, Magnoliopsida, Brassicales, Brassicaceae.
AUGAUGCAACCGCCCAGCAGCAUUCCGCCAAUGAAUCUACCCCAGCAGUUUGGUUUCCCGGCUUAUCCAGCAGCAGCAACAACAACAAGCGAUGGAUCAUCUCAGCAAUUGUAUAAUAGCGGAGGUGCACCUUUUGAGAUGAUGAAUCAGAAUUACCAACAAGGAUCUUAUCCUCCUCCUACUCCGUCAUGGAAUCCCGGAAUGGCACCACCGGUUAACAAGGGUCAAAGUUUUGAGAGAGAACCGUAA